CAAAAUAUUCUUAAUUCUAAUAAACACAAAAAUGUAUCUCAGUGUACUCACCUGAUGUUAAGUGUCAAAAAAUCCGAUUGUCAAUUUUGAUAAAAAUCGAGCUAAUUUAAAAAUUUCGAAAAACCUGUAACAAAAUAUAAUUUGCAAUUUUCAUACAACCGUAAGAAGUAUUUCAUAAAUAAGAACAUCUAACUUAUUGCAACAAAUUAUCCACUUACCAAUGGGUGCAGGAAAUUCCACGCCGCAGACAGCGCACAUCAUUAAUCCAGUGCGUGCCAACGCUAUACACGUCACACCAAGCGUUAUAAAUCGCCUGGAAAGCGCCAAGCAACAAAUCGCCGAAGUUGCAGUGCCGGCACCAACAAAAGACGAACCCAUACAUUGUGCACGCUGCUGCACCUGUGGCUUCUUCAAGGGCAAAGACAAAGAGGCCAGCUUGUUGGCGAUGAAAUCAAACGAAUUGCAGGAAGCGCAAUAUGUAAAAACUUUGGAGAAAUUGGAAGCCAUGCUAGGCAAGCCCGUACGCUUUUCCGAAGUUCACAGCAAAACCCUAAAGAAAUUGGAGCACAAGCUGAUGAAAUGCUAUGCAGAUAAUCCACGCCAGCCGCUGGUGUGUGCCGAUGCAGCAAAGGAAUAUCAGAAUUUUGUAUUUAAGCAGCAAUUCGAUUCAAUUCUUAAUGUCAAACAUAUAACAACACAGAAAUACUAAUAAACUUUAAUUUUCACAUCGUUAAACACCACUUAA
Messenger RNA from Bactrocera oleae (olive fruit fly), 745 nucleotides. RefSeq lists its product as uncharacterized. The record is from RefSeq and is a predicted model, not a curated record. NCBI's taxonomy places the organism in Eukaryota, Metazoa, Arthropoda, Insecta, Diptera, Tephritidae.